Molecule: messenger RNA, 2870 nt
Organism: Anopheles bellator
Lineage: Eukaryota; Metazoa; Arthropoda; Insecta; Diptera; Culicidae
Product: ubiquitin-conjugating enzyme E2Q-like protein 1
Exons: 6
Coding region: 1024-1986 (320 amino acids)
Biological process (GO): ubiquitin-dependent protein catabolic process; protein polyubiquitination
Molecular function (GO): ubiquitin conjugating enzyme activity
Source: RefSeq, a predicted model, not a curated record
UGUGGUCGUGUUUGGAUCGCCGGUGCAGGAUCACCCGCGUAGCCGCGUAUCAGAUACACGCGCACAGCAGCAUUUUUGCAUCGCAGCAGCCCGCGAAGUGUUGGUUGCGCUUCGCCGGAGUGCUUUGGGAGUGCAAAUCCGAAAGAAGAAAUUCCGUCCAGUCGUGGUGUCGGUCGCUGAGUUGCGUCGCUUGAAUGCUGGAAGCAAUCGGAUGCAACUCCAACGGCGGUGGCCGAGUGUAACUUGCCGAGUGCGUUCGUACAUAGUGCAGCAGUUCAUCGUGAGUGAAUGCAAAUAAGCAGCGUCGCUGAUACGUGGCAGCCUUAUCUGCAGCGCGAAGCUGUACACAGCCGCCGUCGCGUUGGUCAAGCUGCAUCGCCGGCGGAUAAUUAGGUGUGUACCCUCCGAAGUGUGUUGACAUCACUUGGCGUGAGGAAACCAAAUCCCGGGGAUAAAACGGACGUUGCGCUUCUGUCAUCGGCCGGUAAAGCGAACAGGAUCUCUCAACGCAGGAGCUCCCGGGGGCCGCUGAUCGGAGGAUACGGAUUGUAAGACAGAGCACUGCAAGACGGCGAAUGUAAAUAUUAGGCGAGUGUCUUUGAAUCCGGUGCUCUCCGGUCUAAGCUUUCGCGUGGCGCGAUUUGUAUGACUAGCAGAUGAAAGCAAAACAUCAAAUCACCUUCUCGGGUUGACUCGGAUCUCACCUCGUGACGAAACCCGUGGCAAGUGACAGAUUGUCCCUCGAGUGUUUUGGAGGCGCGAGAUACAAGAUCCACAGUUAGGGCUUUGAAGGAGUCCUACUCGAGAACGAAAGCCUUCGAUUGGUGACGUUCGCAGAAGCGGCCCCGAAAAGAAGAAAGACGAAACGGCCAUAAUUCUGACACGUCGUGCAAAAAGUUAAAUAUUGAAAGUGACGUCUGCGACUGCGCACAGCGUUUAGCUUCUUCGGAAUCACGUCCUUUUGAAGUGGACUGAGGACUCGUUGGAACGUUGUCGCCAAGCAGAAGUCCCCAACCGUUCGACAUGUCGUCCCGAUCGAAGGAGAAAGUAACGGCCGCCAUCCGGAAGUUCUUCAAGAGCUCGGAGAGCAAAAAGGAAAGCAAAGACAAGGACACGCCGGCUCCCGAAGCAGCAGCAGCAGCAGCAAGCAGCCUCCUGCAUCUGGCCCCGCACCAUCAUCACCACCACCACCACAGCAGUCACCACCACCACCAGCACCAUCACCUGCACCACCAUCAUCCGCCUCCGUCCAGUGGGGCGCCGCUUGGUGGCGCUCCUCCCGGAAGCAGUGAUAAGGGUGGCCCGAGCGGGGCCGGCACUGGGGCCACAGGAACGAACACUGGCGGCAGCAACGGAAGCACCGGAAACAGUAAAGCCAACACGGACAGCCCCAUGAGGCGGUUGCGAUGCGUGGUAGCUCCAAGCAGCACUGCCAUGGUGCCCGUCCCGGUGACAAAACCCCUCGAUACGACGAUCCGCUCGAGGCGGCUGAUGAAGGAGCUGAAGGAGAUCGAACGGUUGCAGCACUCGCGGGCGGAACCCUACUUCACGGUCGAGCUGAUAAAUGACAACUUGUACGAAUGGCACGCGCGGCUCUUUCGCAUCGACCCCGACUCGCCACUGGCCGAGGAUCUGGUCGAGCUGAACAUUCCCUUCAUCCUGCUGCACCUGGUGUUCCCGGAGAACUUCCCGUUCGCGCCACCGUUCAUGCGGGUCGUCGAGCCGCGCAUCGAGAAGGGCUUCGUGAUGGAGGGCGGUGCCAUCUGUAUGGAGCUGCUGACACCACGUGGCUGGGCCAGCGCCUACACGGUCGAGGCGAUCCUGAUGCAGUUCGCAGCCAGCCUCGUCAAGGGCCAGGGUCGGGUGUCGCGGAAACCAAAGUCCUCGAAGGAUUUCAGUCGUCGAUCCGCCGAAGACGCCUUCCGGUCGCUGGUGAAAACUCACGAAAAGUACGGCUGGGUAACGCCGGCCCUCAACGACGGCUAGACGGAGGGCCCCGUCGAAUGCCACUUUAGUUAGUCCCAAGAAAUGACCUCGUAACUGGGAAGCGCAGCGAAGAAGCGGAAGCAUCGAUCCAGCCAUUCGAAUCCAUUCGUGCAUAUUUUCACAACGUCUAGAAGCGAGUGCUGCUUCACUUCACAAUAGUACCAAUUUUCCCUCCAACGAUCUCGUUGCCUCCUCGUUAAAUCGGCUUUAGAAAAAGGAGCGUUCUGUGGGAGUUUCCAGCGGGUUCACCAAGAAGGAUGACGAGGGCCAAGUGUACCGGAACGGAGAAACGCAACCCCCCCGAAGGUCGGUAGUUAAGUUUCAGAGCUUUGAUCGGUUAGUAUGUAGUGGAGGUUGUAGUCUUACAAAAAAGGGCUGCCGGAUGAAAAGCGCGUGAUGACCAAAAUGGCAAGGGCAAAAGCGAAAACGCCAGUCGGAGAACACCCAAACCGCGCGAUUUUAAUCGUGCUGGCUGACCGGAUUAGAUCAUUUAUUUUUGAGAACAGCAAAACUAAGUUACACAACUCGCUUGCCUUCAUCGAGCGGCGGCCGGAUGCUAAGAGUAAAACGGAAUAGUUUAAAAGAAGUAGUCCAAUCCAGGCACCAAGUGACCAAGGUCAAUCACGAAAGUCAGUGUUAAUAAAACAGGGAGAGUAUUUAAACGGCACGCAAGCGCAAGCGUAGCAGAAACGAAUUGAAGAAUCAGAUAGUAGUCCCAAGAAGCAGUUUAAAAAUCGGUAAAAAAUGCUCAACCUUUGCUUUGUGAUGGAAAGAAUUGUACGUGUGUAUGUUACGCUGCAUAGAAACUUGGCUUGGUUUACAAAAUUGUUCACAAAGUAUAAUGUUUAAGAUUUUUGUAAAUAAACGGCAACGUGUUAUGGUAA